GCCAUUGAGGACAACAUGCGAGUAGACUGUAAGUGCCAUGGUGUGUCGGGAUCCUGCGAGCUCAGAACUUGCUGGAAAGCCAUGCCCAUCUUCUCCACAGUUGGUACCAUCCUGAAAGAAAAAUUCGAUGGAGCCACAGAGGUGAAGGUAACAGAAACCAACGAACUGGUUCCUUUGAACCCACAGUUUAAACCUCAUACGGACCAGGAUCUAAUUUAUUUGGAGGCUUCUCCAGACUUUUGUGAAGUGGAUCGGAAAACAGGGUCGCUGGGGACCCACGGGAGAUUUUGUAACAAGACUUCGAAAGCUAUAGACGGGUGUGACCUGAUGUGCUGUGGGAGAGGUUACGUGACCCGGCAGGUCAAGGUCGUGGAGCGGUGUAAGUGCAAAUUCAUCUGGUGCUGCAGUGUGAAGUGCAAGACGUGCGAGCGAAUUGUAGACGAGCACAUAUGUUUGUGA
Candidula unifasciata is the source of this 459-nucleotide messenger RNA. The record is from the annotation of a GenBank genome assembly. NCBI's taxonomy places the organism in Eukaryota, Metazoa, Mollusca, Gastropoda, Stylommatophora, Geomitridae.